CCCCGCGCCGCGGCUCCAGCCGCUGCCGCCUCAGCCCCUCCACAGAGACGGCGGCGGCCGCGGCGGCUGAGUCGGUGGCGGCGGCAGUGGCGGCGGCUGCGGGCUGAGCGGCGAGUUUUCGAUUUAAAGCUGAGCUGCGAGGAAAAUGGCGGCGGGCGGAUUAGUAUCCUUGCUGAACAGUGGAAUCACAGACCAAUAAAAAUAAGCUUCUACUUGAACAUCAUUUGACUGGUUAGCCAGAUAACCCAAAUGAAAACUAGUUGAUGCUGUUCAGUCAUAUACCAACAUUUUCAUGACUUUUGAACUGUUGCUGAUGUGUAGUCACGAUGAGCGGAUUGGGAGAAAGCUCCUUGGAUCCACUGGCCCCUGAUUCACGAAAACGCAAAUUGCCAUGUGAUACUCCAGGACAAGGUCUUACCUGCAGUGGUGAAAAGUGGAGACGGGAGCAGGAGAGUAAAUAUAUUGAAGAAUUGGCUGAACUGAUAUCUGCUAAUCUUAGCGAUAUUGACAAUUUCAAUGUCAAACCAGAUAAAUGUGCAAUUUUAAAGGAAACAGUAAGACAGAUACGUCAAAUAAAAGAGCAAGGAAAAGCUAUUUCCAGUGAUGAUGAUGUUCAGAAAGCUGAUGUAUCCUCUACAGGACAGGGAGUUAUUGAUAAAGACUCCUUAGGGCCACUUUUACUUCAGGCAUUGGAUGGUUUCCUGUUUGUGGUGAAUCGUGAUGGAAACAUUGUAUUUGUGUCAGAGAAUGUCACACAGUACCUGCAGUAUAAGCAAGAAGACCUGGUUAAUACAAGUGUCUACAAUAUCUUGCAUGAAGAAGACAGAAAGGAUUUCCUUAAAAACUUACCAAAAUCUACAGUUAAUGGAGUUGCCUGGACAAACGAGACCCAGAGACAAAAAAGCCAUACGUUUAAUUGCCGUAUGUUGAUGAAAACACCUCAUGAUAUUCUGGAAGACAUAAACACUGGUCCUGAAAUGCGCCAGAGAUAUGAAACAAUGCAGUGCUUUGCCCUGUCUCAGCCACGAGCCAUGAUGGAGGAAGGGGAAGAUUUGCAAUCCUGUAUGAUCUGUGUAGCACGCCGCAUUACUACAGGAGAAAGAGCGUUUCCCUCAAACCCUGAGAGCUUUAUUACUAGACAUGAUCUUUCAGGAAAAGUUGUCAACAUAGAUACAAAUUCACUGAGAUCCUCCAUGAGACCCGGCUUUGAAGAUAUAAUCCGAAGGUGUAUCCAGAGAUUUUUUAGUCUUAAUGAUGGUCAGUCGUGGUCUCAGAAACGUCACUAUCAAGAAGCUUAUAUCCAUGGCCAUGCCGAAACCCCAGUGUAUCGGUUCUCGUUGGCUGAUGGAACCAUAGUGUCGGCACAAACCAAAAGCAAACUCUUCCGAAAUCCUGUCACAAAUGAUCGACAUGGCUUUGUUUCGACUCACUUUCUUCAGAGGGAACAGAAUGGGUAUAGACAAAACACGAAUCCUGUCGGACCAGGGAUUAGACCUCCAGCAGCUGGAUGCAGUAGUUCAGUAGGCAGCAUGAGCAUGUCGCCAAACCAAGGUUUACAGAUGCUGAGCAACAGGACCUAUGGCUUGGCUGACCCCAGCAGCAUAGGGCCAAUGAGUGGGGCUAGGUAUGGGCCCUCGAAUCCCAUAGCUUCAAUGAACCCUGGGGCAGGCAUGCAGUCACCAUCUUCCUACCAGAACAGCAACUAUGGUCUCAACAUGAGUAGUCCCCCACAUGGGAGCCCUGGCCUUGGUUCCAACCAGCAGAACAUCAUGAUAUCUCCUCGUAACCGUGGGAGUCCAAAGAUGGCCUCACACCAGUUUUCUCCUGUUGCAGGUGUGCACUCUCCCAUGGGAUCUUCUGGUAAUACUGGGAGCCACAGCUUUUCUAGCAGCUCUCUGAGUGCUCUGCAAGCUAUCAGUGAGGGAGUGGGGACUUCUCUUUUAUCCACUCUGUCUUCACCAGGCCCCAAAUUGGAUCACUCUCCCAAUAUGAAUAUGAGCCAGCCAAAUAAAGUGAACAGUCAGGAUUCUAAGAGUCCCCUGGGCUUGUAUUGUGACCAGAAUCCAGUGGAGAGUUCAAUGUGUCAGUCAAAUAGCAGGGAUCACCUCAGUGACAAAGACAGUAAGGAGAGCACUGUCGAAGGGUCAGAGAAUCAGAGGGGUCCUUUGGAAAGCAAAGGUCAUAAAAAAUUACUGCAAUUACUUACCUGUUCUUCUGAUGACCGGGGCCAUUCCUCCUUGACCAACUCCCCCUUGGAUUCAAGUUGUAAAGACUCUUCCAUUAAUGUCACCAGCCCCUCUGGGGUCUCUUCUUCAACCUCUGGAGGAGUGUCCUCCACAUCGAAUAUGCACGGGUCCCUGCUGCAGGAGAAGCACCGGAUUCUGCACAAGUUGCUGCAGGAUGGGAAUUCACCUGCGGAUGUGGCCAAGAUCACCGCAGAGGCCACUGGGAAGGACACCAGUAGUACGGCGUCCUGUGUGGAAGGGAGUGUCAAGCAGGAGCAACUGAGUCCUAAGAAGAAGGAAAAUAACGCACUUCUUAGAUACCUGCUGGACAGGGAUGAUCCUAGUGACACACUCUCCAAAGAACUGCAGCCUAAAGUGGAAGGAGUGGACGGCAAACUGAGUCAGUGCAGCAGCUCCGCCAUCCCGAGCUCGAGUCAAGAGAAGGACUCUAAAAUUAAGACAGAAACAAAUGAAGAGGGAUCUGGAGACUUGGAUAAUCUAGAUGCUAUUCUUGGUGAUCUGACUAGUUCUGACUUUUAUAAUAAUUCCAUAUCCACAAAUGGUAGUAAUCUGGGAACCAAGCAACAGAUGUUUCAAGGAACUAAUUCUCUGGGUUUGAGGAGUCCACAGUCUGUGCAGGCCAUUCGUCCCCCAUAUAACCGAGCAGUGUCUCUAGAUAGCCCUGUUGCUGUUGGAUCAAGUCCUCCAGUAAAGAAUAUCGGUGCUUUCCCCAUGUUACCAAAGCAGCCCAUGUUGGGUGGGAAUCCAAAAAUGAUGGAUAGUCAGGAAAAUUACGGCUCAACUAUGGGUGGACCAAACAGAAAUGUGACUGUGAAUCAGACUCCUUCCUCAGGAGACUGGGGCCUACCAAACUCAAAGGCCAGUAGAAUGGAACAUAUGAGUGCAAACUCCAUGGGAAGACCCGGAGCAGAUUAUAAUGCUUCCUUACCCAGACCUGCAGUGGGCGGCUCGAUGCCCACCUUGCCUCUGCGGGCCAAUAGCAUCCCAGGGGCGAGACCAGGGUUACAGCAGCAGCAGCAGCAGCAGCAGCAGCAACAGCAGCAGAUGCUUCAAAUGCGGCCUGGUGAGAUUCCCAUGGGAAUGGGGGUCAGUCCGUAUGUCCAGGCAGCACCAUCUAACCAACCGGGUUCCUGGCCAGAUGGCAUGUUGUCCAUGGAACAGGGUCCUCAUGGGACUCAAAAUAGGCCACUUCUUAGGAAUUCCCUGGAUGAUCUCCUUGGGCCACCUUCUAACCUAGAAGGGCAGAGUGAUGAAAGAGCAUUGUUGGACCAGCUGCACACUCUCUUGAGCAACACAGAUGCCACAGGCUUGGAAGAAAUUGACAGAGCUCUGGGCAUUCCUGAACUUGUAAAUCAAGGACAAGCUUUGGAGUCCAAACAGGAUGCUUUCCAGGGCCAGGAAGCGGCAGUAAUGAUGGAUCAGAAGGCGGCAUUAUAUGGGCAGACGUACCCGGCCCAGGGGCCUCCAAUGCAAGGAGGCUUUAAUCUUCAGGGACAAUCACCAUCUUUUAACUCCAUGAUGAAUCCAAUGAACCAGCAAGGCAAUUUUCCUCUCCAAGGAAUGCACCCGAGGGCCAACAUCAUGAGGCCCCGGACCAGCACCCCCAAGCAGCUCCGAAUGCAGCUUCAGCAGCGGCUGCAAGGCCAGCAGUUUUUGAAUCAGAGCCGUCAGGCGCUAGAGAUGAAAAUGGACAGCCCUGCUGCUGGGAGUGCUGCCGUCAUGAGGCCCAUGAUGCAGCCGCAGGUCACCUCCCAGCAGGGUUUUCUGAACGCCCAGAUGGUAGCUCAGCGCAGCAGGGAGCUGCUCAGUCAUCACUUCCGCCAGCAGCGGGUGGCCGUCAUGAUGCAGCAGCAGCAGCAGCAACAGCAGCAGCCGCAGCCGCAGCCGCAGGCCUUCAGCCCACCCCCGAACGUGACCGCCUCCCCCAGCAUGGAUGGGGUUUUGGCAGGGCCGGUGAUGCCACAGGCUCCUCCCCAGCAGUUUCCAUAUCCACCAAAUUACGGAAUGGGACAGCAACCAGACCCAGCCUUCGGUCGAGUGUCUAGUCCUCCCAAUGCAAUGAUGCCCUCGAGAAUGGGUCCUUCCCAGAACCCCAUGAUGCCGCACGCUCAGACCGCGCCCCUGUAUCAGUCGUCGGAGAUAAAGGGCUGGCCAUCAGGAAACCUGGCCAGGAACAGCUCGUUUCCCCAGCAGCAGUUCGCCCACCAGGGGAACCCUGCGGCGUACAGUAUGGUGCACAUGAACGGCAGCGGUGGUCCCAUGGGACAGAUGAACAUGAACUCCAUGCCCAUGGCCGGCAUGCCCAUGGGUCCUGAUCAGAAAUACUGCUGACACCCCUACACCAGGACCUCCAAGGAAAUCACUGUACAAAUGACACUGCACUAUGAUUCUCGGGAGUGAAGAAUCCUC
Molecule: messenger RNA, 4655 nt
Organism: Mustela lutreola (European mink)
Lineage: Eukaryota; Metazoa; Chordata; Mammalia; Carnivora; Mustelidae
Gene: NCOA3
Product: nuclear receptor coactivator 3
Exons: 24
Coding region: 327-4577 (1416 amino acids)
Biological process (GO): positive regulation of transcription by RNA polymerase II; cellular response to hormone stimulus
Cellular component (GO): nucleus
Molecular function (GO): protein dimerization activity; nuclear receptor binding
Source: RefSeq, a predicted model, not a curated record